Nanorana parkeri is the source of this 1243-nucleotide messenger RNA. RefSeq names its product solute carrier family 25 member 15 (gene SLC25A15). The transcript has 7 exons. NCBI's taxonomy places the organism in Eukaryota, Metazoa, Chordata, Amphibia, Anura, Dicroglossidae. The coding region runs from base 194 to 1099 and encodes 301 amino acids. Gene Ontology annotation, biological process: mitochondrial L-ornithine transmembrane transport. Gene Ontology annotation, molecular function: L-ornithine transmembrane transporter activity. The record is from RefSeq and is a predicted model, not a curated record.
UUGUGAAAGGGUCACAAUGGAAUAUGUCAACAGACAGAGGGGAGAGUGUCAUUGUAAUGACAGGGAUUAGAACACAGUUCAAACAGACAGAUAGUACAAAUCUAUGUGCUAUCAUUUCCAGUCACACAGAGCUGACAGGAAACAAAACAUGAUAUUUAUGUUACCAUCCUUGUAAAAGCCUCAUAUAUGAAACAUGAAGACAAACAACACAAUCCAAGCAGCCAUAGAUCUGACGGCUGGUGCUAUAGGUGGAACAGCUUGUGUCCUAACUGGACAGCCAUUUGACACUGCCAAGGUAAAAAUGCAGACAUUCCCCAACCUGUAUAGAGGGCUGAUAGACUGUGGAAUGAAGACUUACAAACAGGGGGGCUUCCGAGGAUUCUACAAAGGAACCAGCCCAGCACUUCUUGCCAAUAUAUCUGAGAACUCAGUUCUCUUCAUGAGCUAUGGCUUCUGUCAGCGAGUUGUGAGGAAAAUUGCUGGCUUAGAAAAGAAUGUGCCUCUAAGUAAUCUGCACAAUGCAACUGCAGGCUCAUUUGCAGCGGCAUUUGCCUCACUGGCCCUUUGUCCCACAGAGCUGGUCAAGUGUCGUCUUCAGGCCAUGCAUGAAAUGAAGCUGUCUGGCAAGAUCAUAGAGGGGCAAAACACAGUGUGGUCGGUGGUAAAGAAUAUAUUGCAUACAGAUGGGCCGUGGGGUCUUUAUCAUGGUUUGUCUAGCACUCUGCUCAGAGAGGUCCCGGGCUACUUCUUCUUCUUCGGGGGAUAUGAAUUGGGCCGCUCUUUUUUCACAACAAGUGGGAAAACGAAAGAUGACAUAGGAAUUCUUCCAUUGAUGAUUAGCGGAGGAUUCGGUGGGAUCUCAUUGUGGCUGGUUGUAUUCCCAGUGGACUGUGUCAAAUCACGGAUCCAGGUUCUCUCCAUGACAGGGAAACAAGCGGGAUUCAUGAAGACAUUUGCGAGCAUUUUUAGAAACGAAGGCAUCACUGCUCUCUACUCUGGACUGAAGCCUACCUUAAUCCGAGCUUUUCCAGCCAAUGGAGCUCUUUUUGUAGCAUAUGAAUACAGCAGGAAAAUGAUGAUGCAGCAAUUAGAAGCUUAACUUUCUUGGCAUCUCUUUGAGAUCAUUGACAUGACUGAAGAAGUGAAAGAUUCUGCAGGAGAUUCUCAGUGUUACAUUCUAAAUGCCAUGCACGGCGCUGCCAGUAUUAAGAAACUUUCUGAAGUUGACACGAAUGGUUUAUAC